This is a messenger RNA of Doryrhamphus excisus (bluestripe pipefish), 2338 nucleotides long. RefSeq names its product queuine tRNA-ribosyltransferase 1 (gene qtrt1). Gene Ontology annotation, molecular function: tRNA-guanosine(34) queuine transglycosylase activity. NCBI's taxonomy places the organism in Eukaryota, Metazoa, Chordata, Actinopteri, Syngnathiformes, Syngnathidae. The record is from RefSeq and is a predicted model, not a curated record. Gene Ontology annotation, cellular component: cytosol.
GUGAUUUUCCAAACAUGGCCGCCACUAGUGCUUGUAAAAACGCCGUGGACCACGACAUGUUUUUAAAGAAAACGCUCUCUUCCGCGUCCCCUUUGGCUUUGCACAUAAUCGCAGAGUGUCCGGUGACCAAAGCAAGAGUUUGUGACCUGAGGCUGCCGCACUGCACCGUCAACACACCGGUGUUUAUGCCGGUGGGUACACAGGGGACCAUGAAGGGAAUCACGGCGGAUCAGCUGGAGGCUCUCGGUUGUCAGAUAUGUCUGGGGAACACAUACCACCUGGGAAUGAGGCCGGGGCCUGACUUGAUUGAAAAGGCCAAUGGCUUGCAUGGAUUUAUGAACUGGAAAAGAAACCUUUUAACGGACAGCGGAGGGUUCCAGAUGGUGUCACUUGUUGAACUCUCUGAGGUCACAGAGGAAGGGGUCACGUUCAAGUCCCCUUAUGAUGGUGAAACCAUCCUCCUGAGUCCUGAGAAGUCCAUCAGCAUACAGAACAGUCUUGGGUCAGACAUCAUGAUGCAGUUGGACGAUGUGGUGAGCAGCACAGUGACGGGGCCGCGGGUGGAGGAGGCCAUGCACAGAUCCAUUCGCUGGUUGGAUCGUUGCAUAAAAGCCAAUAAAAAUCCAGAAAAACAGAACCUUUUUGCUAUCAUCCAGGGUGGCUUGAAUGCCGGGCUUCGGAAAACGUGUCUAGAUGAAAUGACUAAACGUGAUGUCCCUGGUUUUGCCAUCGGAGGCCUGAGUGGAGGUGAAGAGAAGGACGACUUCUGGCGGAUGGUGACCCUCAGCACGGACCACCUCCCUCGAGAAAAGCCUCGCUACCUCAUGGGCGUGGGAUACGCUGUGGAUUUGGUGGUGUGCGUUGCUCUGGGGUGCGAUAUGUUCGACUGCGUGUUCCCCACCCGGACUGCUAGGUUUGGCUCUGCGUUGGUACCCUGGGGAUCCUUGCAGGUGAAACAGAAGCAGUACGCCAAAGACUUCCAGCCCAUCGACCCUGACUGCCAGUGUCCCACAUGCACAAGACACAGCCGGGCGUACCUGCAUGCUCUUUUUAAGAGCGACACGGCCGCCAUGCAUCACGUCACCAUCCACAACAUCGCCUACCAGCUCAACCUGAUGCGCUCUGUGCGACAGAGCAUCGUGGAAGGCCGUUUCCCGGAUUUCAUACGCACCUUUAUGAGGCGGAUGUUCCCUUCCCGUGACCAAUAUCCCAGCUGGGCCGUGGACGCUUUGGCCUCUGUCAACAUCACUUUGGAAUAACGCCAUGGAGACUCUGUUUUUAUUGUACUGCACAGAGAUAAACAGUGACAGAUUUUAUAUGUUUUUUAAAUGACUUUUUUAAAUAUUUUUUUAAAUGGACAAUCAAACUCAAGGAGGUGGUGGGGGGGGCAGCUUUAGCUCAACAGGAUGCCGCUUUAUUUUGGUGGUGCAGCUCGUGCAAAUUGUCCUCAGAGUGCACGUUAUGAUAAUAUGCGACUGGAUGAGGUUGAAACAAGCUUUCUGAAAACACACCAACUGCGUCGCCCCGGUGUGCUUGCAUUUUUGUGCUGUCGCCAUGGUAACGCGGACAGGCCCACCCACUUGAAAUGUUUUUUUUUUUUGCCUUUGCCUGUCAACCUUUUUUUUGUUGUUGCACGUUUCCAUGGAUGAGCACAAUAAAGGCGGCGCAUCGUUAUCACAGCCACGUUAAGAUGAAUAAAAUAUAUGUGUGGCAUCGCUUGACAACAAAAUGUGUACUUGUCUGACGGCCAGCAGAGGGCAAAAUUUCAACAAGGAUCGCCUUGUAAUGUACACACAAGCUGUCUAAGGAUUAAAGGCCGCGUAAACAUUGACAUCCACAUUCUGGGAUCAGCAUCUAUCCAAUUAGAACGCAUUCAUUUUGGGCUCGGGAAUAAUACUCACUUGAUGAUAAUUAUGAGUGACUCAUAAAGACACCUGUCGCCUUUGUCCUCUUAACACUUCAUUUGCAUUUCAGUGUUUCAGUGACCGCAAGCACCAAUGCCAAGCAAAGCAGUGACGCGCCACCGCUCAAGCACCAAAUACUGUGAUUAAACACACUAAAAGUACUUUCACAAAUUGCAUUUUGUUUCUUUCCAAAUUCUUCCACAUGCUCUGUCAGGGGUCUCAAACACGAGGCCCGCGGGCCACAUGUGGCCCGCAGGACACUAGUUUGAGGCCCCCGCCUUGAUAUGAAAGUUUAAUGUUAGUGUGGCCCGCGCAAGUUUGAUAUGGAUGCUGUAUGGUAUCAUGUACCCAGAAAAAAUGAUUACGUUUGAUUAAUGUUCAUGUUAAAGGUUAAAUAACUGUUAAUUGUUAUCCUCCCUAUCCGUGUGGAAGUG